UGGCUACCGCCAGUGGUGUAACAAACUGUGGAAUGCUGUCAGAUUUGCGAUGAUGAAGCUUGGCGAUGGGUAUACUCCUCCUGUGCAAACUCUACGCCCUAAAACCAUGACCUUCAGCUGCCAAUGGAUUCUUUCUUUACUAACAAUAUCGAAGACAGUGGAUUCCUUGAAUGCGUUUGCAUUAUCGGAUGCUGCCAACAGUGUAUGCUUGGUGGCAAUACCAGUUCUGUGAUGUAUUUAUCGAGGCAAUUAAGCCUUAUUUUUCUGCUGACACUCAAAGAAGGAUUCAUGCACAAGAUGCUCUCUGGGUGUGUCUCGAGACUGGUUUGAGAUUGCUGCAUCCAUUUAUGCCUUAUAUUACAGAAGAGCUGUGGCAGCGGUUGCCUUCAUCGCAAGACUCUGAACGAAAGGCGUCUAUCAUGAUAUGUGACUACCCAUCUUCCAUAGAGAUGUGGACAAACGAGAAGGUGGAAACUGAAAUGGACAUGGUUCUAGCGACCGUGAAAACUCUUAGGGCACUGAGAGCUGCAGAGUCGCUAAAGAGACAGAGAAAUGAAAAGUUCCAUGCGUUUGCUCUGUCUGGAAAUGCAUUAACACUGGGGAUUGUGAAACCACAUGAGCUGGAGAUCAGAACUCUUGCAAAUCUCUCAUCCUUUGAGGUUAUGUUGAGGGGAGAAGACAAAGCAUUUGUAGUGUGUUGGGAGGAAAUUGAAAUUUGGAUUAGUUACAAUGUGCUUUAUUUUAUUUUAUGUAAACUAUGUCCAUCGUUUUGA
Molecule: messenger RNA, 773 nt
Organism: Arabidopsis thaliana (thale cress)
Lineage: Eukaryota; Viridiplantae; Streptophyta; Magnoliopsida; Brassicales; Brassicaceae
Product: valyl-tRNA synthetase / valine-tRNA ligase-like protein
Exons: 1
Coding region: 171-773 (200 amino acids)
Biological process (GO): tRNA aminoacylation for protein translation; plant gross anatomical part developmental process; valyl-tRNA aminoacylation
Molecular function (GO): ATP binding; aminoacyl-tRNA ligase activity; valine-tRNA ligase activity
Source: RefSeq, marked reviewed